UGAGCCCGAACGAAUGUAUUGUAUUUGGAAUUCAAAAUUACAACAGUCAUCAAUACUAAGAAGUCAUUGAUUUAUUUAAACAUCACAAUGAUAUAAUUUUAAAACGAUCCACAUUUGUGUUUUCAUUGUGUUAAUUGGUAGAUAGUGAAUGUGGGCAGCAUAGGGCGUACUUGUAAAAGUCUCACCACUGGGUAGGGUCAGUGAAAUGUACGAGUUGUUCGGUUAUGUAGCUGUGGUAAUUGUACUAACUAAUGAUUCCUUCGUACGUGAUUGCGCUCUGAUUACCAAUUGCGAACAUAACACGUUCGUUUGUGCUCACCAUGUUCUGACUGCCUUAAAUAAGACUGUUUCGGAAUUUCCUCUUCAGUACAUUAAUUCGAAUACUUCUAAUUAUAAUACUGACGUUGCGAUUGAUCCAAUUCUCAAAUUGUUGGAUAUUAGUUCAAGUGCGGAUAAGUUUGAAGACCACAUGGAGCGAUGUGAAUUCUGGUGCAUGAACGGAAAAGAUAUUAACAAUGAUGGAUUCACAGCUUAUUUGCUGGUUGUCACCAUCAAAGAAACUUAGAACCUGCUCAAGUAUAUGGCUUUUCCACAAAAACCAAUUU
Molecule: messenger RNA, 605 nt
Organism: Schistosoma rodhaini
Lineage: Eukaryota; Metazoa; Platyhelminthes; Trematoda; Strigeidida; Schistosomatidae
Source: the annotation of a GenBank genome assembly